Molecule: messenger RNA, 2076 nt
Organism: Olea europaea var. sylvestris
Lineage: Eukaryota; Viridiplantae; Streptophyta; Magnoliopsida; Lamiales; Oleaceae
Product: glucose-6-phosphate isomerase 1, chloroplastic
Exons: 15
Coding region: 60-1910 (616 amino acids)
Biological process (GO): glucose 6-phosphate metabolic process; glycolytic process; gluconeogenesis
Cellular component (GO): cytosol
Molecular function (GO): glucose-6-phosphate isomerase activity; monosaccharide binding; carbohydrate derivative binding
Source: RefSeq, a predicted model, not a curated record
UACCCUAUAGGCACAAAAUUUCAACGCCAACUCUCCUCGUUCUCUUCGCUCUUAUUCUCAUGGCUUCUUCAAUCUCAGGACUCUCUUCCUUGAGGUUGAAUGCCGAAAAUCUCACCCGCAAAACCCACCAAACAACCCUUUCACCCUCCCCAUUUCGAAAGUCUACCAGAUUCUGCCCGCAGCAAGUGGCGCGUGAGGUUCCCCCGACGACCCUCUCCAGCCUCAAUCCCGGCAACGAUGUUUUACCCAAGUCAAUUCAGAAGCCCGGGCUCGAAAGGGAUCCUCGGGAGCUAUGGAAGAGGUACAUCGACUGGCUGUAUCAGCACAAGGAGCUGGGUCUCUAUUUAGACGUUAGCCGGGUUGGGUUCACUGACGAAUUCUUCCAGCAAAUGGAGCCUAGACUCCAGAAGGCGUUCAAGGACAUGGAUGAGCUGGAAAAGGGUGCGAUUGCGAACCCGGACGAGGGCAGAAUGGUGGGUCACUAUUGGUUAAGGAACCCCACACUCGCUCCAAAAGCUUUCUUGAAGCUGCAGAUUGAGAAUACGUUAGAGCAAAUCUGCCAGUUCGCUGACCAGGUCAUCAGCGGCAAGAUUAAACCUCCUCAUCCGGCAGAUCGGUUUACACAGAUACUUUCUAUUGGAAUUGGUGGUUCAGCUCUUGGACCUCAGUUUGUUGCAGAGGCGUUGGCUCCUGAUAAUCCUCCUCUCAAGAUAAGAUUCAUUGAUAAUACAGAUCCAGCCGGCAUUGAUCAUCAAAUUGCACAGGUUGGCCCUGAGCUAGCUUCUACACUUGUCAUAGUCAUAUCGAAGAGUGGAGGUACUCCGGAGACUAGAAAUGGUUUGCUGGAAGUUCAAAAGGCUUUUCGAGAAGCUGGCCUGGAUUUUGCAAAACAGGGUGUUGCAAUUACGCAAGAGAAUUCGUUACUUGACAACACAGCACGAAUUGAGGGCUGGUUAGCUAGAUUUCCCAUGUUUGACUGGGUGGGUGGUAGAACGUCUGAGAUGUCUUCUGUUGGUUUACUUCCAGCCGCACUUCAGGGAAUUGAAGUUAAAGAAAUGCUUGCCGGUGCAGCAUUGAUGGAUGAAGCAAAUAGGAACUCUGUGGUAAGGAAUAAUCCAGCAGCGCUGCUAGCCUUAUGCUGGUAUUGGGCUUCUGAUGGAGUAGGAUCUAAGGAUAUGGUUGUCCUUCCUUACAAGGACAGCCUAUUGUUGUUCAGUCGAUAUUUACAGCAACUGGUUAUGGAAUCUCUUGGAAAAGAGUUUGACCUGGAUGGUAACAGGGUGAAUCAAGGGCUCACUGUUUAUGGAAACAAAGGGAGCACAGAUCAACAUGCGUACAUUCAACAGCUAAGAGAUGGUGUGCACAACUUUUUCGUGACAUUCAUUGAAGUUCUACGUGACAGACCACCUGGCCAUGAUUGGGAGCUUGAGCCAGGGGUCACUUGUGGUGACUACCUGUUUGGAUUUCUACAGGGAACAAGAUCUGCUCUAUAUUCCAAUGAGCGGGAAUCCAUUACUGUCACUGUGCAAGAAGUAACACCUAGAUCUGUUGGGGCUCUGGUAGCACUCUAUGAGCGAGCAGUUGGAAUUUAUGCCUCACUGGUCAAUAUUAAUGCCUACCAUCAACCUGGUGUGGAAGCUGGCAAGAAAGCAGCAGGAGAAGUUUUAGCUCUUCAGAAGCGUGUUCUUGCGGUACUAAAUGAGGCAAGCUGUAAAGAGCCCGUUGAACCAUUAACUCUCGAAGAAAUAACUGACCGUUGCCAUUCCCCAGACGAUAUUGAAAUGAUAUACAAGAUAAUCGCGCACAUGGCUGCUAACGAUAGAGCUCUUAUUGCUGAGGGGAGUUGUGGAUCACCCAGGAGCAUUAAGGUUUUCUUGGGGGAGUGCAAUGUCGACGAAAUGUAUGCCUAAAUUACGAUGAUUUCUUUCGUUUGAAAACAUGUUUAUCUUUAGUUCAUGAAACAAGAGGUUGCUUCAUUUUCUCCACAAAUAAUUAUGCUGAGCUUGUUAACAAAAUAAUGCCUCACUUCCAAUUGACAAGCAAUAAGAAUUAUUUUGCCUGUUCGGUUUUGCAUAA